Fomitopsis serialis is the source of this 650-nucleotide messenger RNA. RefSeq lists its product as uncharacterized. The transcript has 3 exons. Bases 115 to 510 code for a protein of 131 amino acids. The record is from RefSeq and is a predicted model, not a curated record. Lineage: Eukaryota; Fungi; Basidiomycota; Agaricomycetes; Polyporales; Fomitopsidaceae.
CUCGCCGUCAACUCAGAGCGAGGCGUCUGCGUCGAGGACUCGAGUUGUCCAAAACAAGUCUGGCACCUUUCACCGCUCUGCACACGACCGAGGCCGUAUCUGCCCUGCGCGACCAUGUCCACCGUCGAUUUUGACACGGCGGUGAAGCAGGAGGAAGCGCACCUCCGCAAGGUGCACCCCACGCCGGACGACAUCCCGGGGUGCAUGACGCUCUUCGACGACUUUCUCUCCUGCAACAUCGUGGGCAAGCAGCUCACCUCGCUCUACCGCUACGGCCACAUGUCCGUCUGCGGGCCGAAGCUCGCGGAGUUCAAGUUCUGCAUGUCGCUGAAGGGCCUGCACCCCGAGGAGCGGCGCGACGCGUGGAUCCGGCGCCGCGCGGAGUGGUGGGCGCGCCGCCGGGUCGAGAAGAGCAGCGAGGACGUGUGGGACGUGCGGACGGAGCCGCUGAAGGACUUCCCGCCGGCGAGGCCGUACAUGCCCUCGGAGACCGGCUCUGCGCUCGAGUGAGGGAUGGCGUGCAGGGCUCUAUGCGGACCGCACGCGCGUUAGGCUCGACCGCAUUAUGAACAAGUGCGAUCAAGAUCGCAGUCAAUUUCGUCGCGUGGAUCAUGGGGAGCUCGUGCACCAAGUGCUCGAGUGCAGGCUAG